This is a messenger RNA of Neurospora tetraspora, 1790 nucleotides long. Its product is annotated as Nin one binding Zn-ribbon like-domain-containing protein. NCBI's taxonomy places the organism in Eukaryota, Fungi, Ascomycota, Sordariomycetes, Sordariales, Sordariaceae. Gene Ontology annotation, biological process: ribosomal small subunit biogenesis; maturation of SSU-rRNA. The transcript has 3 exons. Bases 270 to 1604 code for a protein of 444 amino acids. Gene Ontology annotation, cellular component: preribosome, small subunit precursor. The record is from RefSeq and is a predicted model, not a curated record. Gene Ontology annotation, molecular function: RNA endonuclease activity.
CUCUCAUAUCUGACCACUCACCAUGUCCUUCCAGAAUGAUGUGACGAACACCUUCGAACUCCACUGUUCACGUCGACAUUUGACAAUCGAUAGCAGAGAAAAUUCUGCCACCAGAUUCCGCCUGAAUUUUGGGCGACCGCAUUCAACACCACUGCCUGAUACUGGCAUCUUAUCGCAUCCCGCCAUUCAACCCACCAGACGACCCUCGACUGCCCAUCGCCAUCCUAACCAGUCAAUAAAUCGUCAGCCACAUUCGCAACACCGCCAAUAUGGAUGCUCCCGUCGCCGAACCCGCGGCGCAAAGCCAGCAGAACCCCGCCCCCACCACCACAGCGCCAGCUUCAACACCUGCGCCCACGACGACCACCAAGCCCGUCCACUCCCUCGUGAUCGACGCCAACGUCAUCAUCAAGAACGACCCCAGCGUCUCUACCCUUAUCGCCCAAGCCGAGGAGCUCUACACCAUUCCUUCGGUAGUAUCAGAAAUUCGCGAUGAGGCCACCCGACUCCGAUUCCAAACAACCCUCAUGCCCUUCCUCAAGUUCCGCACCCCCCGCCCGGAGUCCAUCAAGUUCGUCACCGAUUUCGCCCGCCGCACCGGUGAUCUUAUGGUUCUUUCCAAGCCCGAUAUCCACUUGAUCGCUUUGACGUAUGAUCUCGAGUGCGAGAGGAACGGUGGCGAUUGGCGGUUGAGGAAGGAGCCUGGUCAGAAGUCGGUUAAUGGUGCGCCGCCAGCCAAGGAGGAGGAGGGUGAGAAGAAGGAGGAGACCACAACCGAGGAACAGAUCGAGGAGAAGACCGAGGCUGCUCCCGUAACGGAGGAGAAGGCCGAGGAGGUAAACCAGGUGGAGGAGCAGCUCGAGAAGUUGGAUAUUGGAAGCCAAGAGCAAGAGACAACACCUGCCCCUGAGGAAGAGGAGGAGGAGGAGGAAGAAGAGAACGACGGCGAAGCCUCUGACGACGACGGCGAAUGGAUCACCCCCACAAACAUCAAAAAGGUCCAAGCCCGCGAAUCCGCCCACGUAGCCCCCGAGCCCCUCCAAAAGACGCUCCAAGCCGCCCUCAUCACCUCCGACAUGGCCAUGCGCAACGUCUCCCUGCGCAUCAACCUCAACCUUCUCGACUCCUCCUUCGCGCGCAUCACCGUUCUCAAGACCUGGGUCCUCCGCUGCCACGGGUGCUGGAAAGUGUGCAAAGACACCACCAAGCAAUUCUGCCCUUCUUGCGGUCAACCGACCCUCACGCGCGUCUCCUGCACGACCGACGCGGCCGGCAACUUUACGCUGCAUCUGAAGAAGAACUUUCAGUUUAACAACCGCGGAAAUGUCUACUCUAUUCCGAAGCCGACGCAUGGUACCGCGAGCGGGAAAAACCAGAAUGUUAAGGGUGGUGGCAAAGGUGGAUGGGGCAAGGAGCUGAUUCUCGCCGAGGAUCAGAAGGAGUAUAUCAAGAGGGCGGAGGAGGAGAAGAGGACGCGGUAUAGGGAUCUGAUGGAUGAUGAUUACUUGCCGGGUAUCCUGACGGGGCAGAGGCAGGGAGGCACGGGGAAUAAUAGGAUUAAGGUGGGGGCGGGGAGGAAUGUUAAUGCUAAGAAGAGGAGGUGAGCGGGCAGUCAGUCAGCCGGUGUGCCUGGUUAAUUCUGGGGGCCAUCUUGGAGCUGGGCUGAAGGGGAAAAGGGAAGGGUAAAAGGUAUGUUUCUGUUGGUAGUCACUGUCAAUGGCGUAAUGGCGUUAGGUUUCAUGAAGAAGAUAUGUUUACUCGUCUUUCUGUCUAGAGAAACCCGUUUCUGA